Messenger RNA from Bacillus rossius redtenbacheri, 2612 nucleotides. Its product is annotated as adenosine deaminase-like. The record is from RefSeq and is a predicted model, not a curated record. Gene Ontology annotation, cellular component: external side of plasma membrane; cytosol. Gene Ontology annotation, biological process: hypoxanthine salvage; purine ribonucleoside monophosphate biosynthetic process; negative regulation of adenosine receptor signaling pathway. Gene Ontology annotation, molecular function: adenosine deaminase activity. The coding region runs from base 1519 to 2532 and encodes 337 amino acids. NCBI's taxonomy places the organism in Eukaryota, Metazoa, Arthropoda, Insecta, Phasmatodea, Bacillidae. The transcript is spliced from 8 exons.
UGUGUGAAAGACAGUAGUGAUGGGCAGAACGGUUCUUUUGACCGAACCGGUACUUUCGGAUCAGUUCCGUGAAAGAUUCGUUCAGAACGAUUCGUUCAUCUCGGUCAUUUCGUUCUUUUCUGUGAAUAGGAUCUGGCUCUUUUAUCAGGUGUCGUAACUCGUUCAUCCUUUAGAGUAUUGGCUACGUGUUUGCUUCCAGCCUCCCCUCGUUAUCGCGUGACCCGAUAACGAGAGGAGGCUGGAUCGCGUGGGUGGUUAUCUUUAUCUACUCUGCAUGGGUAAAUGAAAUUUCAAACGUCUAGUUGUAUACUGACUGUUAUAAAAUUAUUGACUGUUGAUCGCUGCAAAUGCUUCAUGCAGUGAUUCUAUAUAAUACGGGAGCAUUAAAUCUAAGAAUGUUAGGUACGAAAGUGAUCUUUCUUAACUUUAAUUUGUAAUCGCACUAUUAUAGCUAGUACUUGAACAUUGCUUUUCGUAGCCAGUGAAUCACAGUUGCGUAUAUGAAACAAGAUUAUUUAUAUUGUAUUACUUUUUAAGUUACAAAUAUUAAUAUACAGGCUAUUUACACUCUAGAGAGAGUAAAGUGUUUACAUGUAGACCAACACAUUUAGAAAAAAAAAGACAAAAAUUGAAUACUACUACUGCGAUUCAGUAUGAAGAGAGAAAAAUGAAGUAGGUACAUUAAUUAACACCUAAAUGGUAAGUGUGAACAUUUGUAGUUACUUUCCCUGUUAUUUUUAAUUCAUGUUUUUUUUCCCCCCCAAAUUUGUGUAUGUGAAUGUGAAAACGCAAUUUUAAACCACUACUUAACAGUUGACAUUUUCAGGUAUAGAUACUUUUCAUGUUACCCUAUUUUAUUUGAUCAGUUAUCGUUUGCUCUUAUGAACAUGCUCACGCUGUGAUUACUAAUUCUUCAGACUCCUGACGUCAUGAAUCAUUUCACGAACGAAUCAGACCGGGCGCGUGGCCGGUUCUCUCAUCUCGUUCUCUCGUUCUCUCCGCGUUUUCGUUCUUCCGAAUCUUUCAAGGUACCGGCUCUCAAAGAGCCGGUUGGUUCUCUCGUUCUCUCCGCAUUUUCGUUCUACCGAAUCUUUCAAGGUACCGGCUCUCAAAGAGCCGGUUCUUUACAUCGCGAACGAAUCGCAAGAUUUCGUUCUCUCAAAGAUUCGUUCUUUUUGAACGAAUCGUUAACGAACGACCCAUCACUAAAAGACAGUUGAGCAAUGGCGCAUGAUGGCGUUCGUUAUGUAUCGUGUUGUGUUGUAAACUGGCAAAUAAAUACCUACAAUAAGGAAUAAAAUGUGUAACAGUAAACCCAACAAGAUUAAAACAACCCAAAAUUGAUUAAAUUCAUUUCACUACUUUCCCAAGGGAAAAAAAACUUAUGGGAGUGCAGAGAUAAUUUUUUUUACUUAGGAAGAAAAAAAAAUCACCCAGUUGAACUAACUGUUAGCAAUCAAUUAAAAAUCAUUUUGUUUUAGGUGGAACUUCAUGUCCACUUAGAUGGUUCGCUGAGGCAUGAAACUAUUUGGGAGCUUGCAAAUGUGGACUGCUUCCAGGAAGAAGGGACUGUCACUGGCCGGCUGCGAGACCCUGCAAGACCUGCGGGACAUAGGCGACCUGCAGGCGAUUGAGCGCAUUGCGUACGAGUUCUGCGAGGAUGAAGCCAGGAACGGAGUCACUUACGUUGAGGCUCGCUACAGCCCUCACUUCCUGCUGCCACUGGACGUCCCGCCAACCUUCGAAGCCCUGUGCGAGGUGGUGCGUGCUGUCGACCGGGGGUUCGCCCGAGGGGAGAACGAUCACAGAGUGAAGGCACGGCACGUACUGUGCACCCUCGUCGGUGCCGACAUGGCGAGAGAUGUGCUGAAGCUGUGCGAGCAUUUCCGCGGCGAAGGCGUAGUCGGGAUCGACAUGGCCGCCUUGGCUAAGGAGGACUUCAGCACGUAUGAGGAGGUGAAGGAGGAGUGCGACGAGGUCCAGAUCUUCCAGGAGGCCCGCCGGCUCGGGAUACACCGGACAGUGCAUGCCGGGGAGUCUGGCCCUGCAGAGAUGGUCCGGAGGGCGCUGGAAAUAUACGGCGCAGAGAGGAUCGGACAUGGCUACCACGUCUUGGACGACCUGCAACUGUACAGCAAGUGUCUGAAAGAGAAGACGCACUUGGAGACAUGUCCAAUAUCCAGUUUCUUGACGGGCUCUGUACCACUUAGCGUGGAAAAACACCCAGUCGUCAGGUUUGCAGAGGACGAUGCCAACUACUCCAUCAGCACGGACGACCCAACUAUCACCGGCGCAUACCUCCAGGAGAACUAUGACUUGCUGUGGCGGUGGGGGAUGUCUGAGGCACACUUCACUCGAGCCAACUUGAAUGCAGCGGAGUCCUGCUUCUUGCCAGAGCAUGAGAAGAGGCAGCUGGUGAAGCAGCUAAAAAACAUAUUCGUGGACGGCAACUCAAAGGAAGAAGCAACACAGGACUUGCCAUUCAAGGCGACGGCUCACACAAGACUUGAUCUUACUUAUGCACUGAACUAAAAAUUAAAUUAAAUUUUUUUAUCAGCAUUGAAAUCUAUUCCACAAAGUUUUUUGAACCAUGAUUACAAUGCUGAAAGAUU